Trifolium pratense (red clover) is the source of this 1624-nucleotide messenger RNA. RefSeq names its product UV-B-induced protein At3g17800, chloroplastic. The record is from RefSeq and is a predicted model, not a curated record. The transcript is spliced from 4 exons. The coding region runs from base 177 to 1406 and encodes 409 amino acids. Lineage: Eukaryota; Viridiplantae; Streptophyta; Magnoliopsida; Fabales; Fabaceae.
GGAUUUCUGUCUAAUAUUCUCUCUCUCAUGAAUAAAAACGAAAUAAAAAAAAAAUCAAUUUUCACACUCACAGUCACACACACAUUUUCGCAUUGCGUUAUCCGUGUUCUUCUCGUCUUCCUCACCAAUUUCUCACUCACAAGUUUCAGAGUUCAAAGACAAAACGUUGCAAGAAAAUGCAAGUUUCUGGUGUAAUCAGCGACGUUAUGGUAGUGGUGCUUCCAUCUUCCUCAUCGCUCCGGUUACCGGAAUUCCGCCAUUUGCAUGCUUCUGACGCCAAGACUUUUCUUUCCGGUUGUGGAUUUCUUAAGAGUUGUCCUCCAUCUUACAAUGCUAAACACUGCUAUGAACCCUACAAUUUUCGAGCUAAAGGUUUAGUUGUGAGAGCGUCUACAAAUUCAAGUGAUAAUUUUGUGCCUUCCCCUCCUCUCCAAUUUGAGUCACCAGUUUGUCAGCUAUUGGAACAAAUUUUGCAAACCCAUCCUCAUUUAAUUUCAGCAACCAUUGAUCAGCAGCUAGAGAAACUUCAGGCUGAAAGAGAUGCCAACAAAGAAGAAUCUUCUACUUCAUAUGAGGAUUCCCUUUAUAAGAGGAUAUCUGAAAUUAAAGAGAAAGAAAAGCGUACAACAUUGGAAGAGAUAAUGUACUUCUCAAUCGUAAACCGAUUUAAAGAUAACAAAAUUUCAAUGAUUCCAAAAAUAUCAGCAACCUCAGAUCCUAAUGUUCAAGUGGAUUUAUGGCCAAAUCAAGAGUUUAAGCUAGAAGCUAUUCAUUCUCCAGAGGUAUUUGAGAUGGUACUGAGUCACUUAUCUCAGGUGCUUGGAGAACGGACUGUGGGUCCUCUCCAGACAAUUGUUCAGAUUAGCAAAAUCAAACUGGGAAAAUUAUAUGCUGCUUCUAUAAUGUACGGAUAUUUUCUCAAACGGGUUGAUGAGCGGUUUCAACUUGAUAGAUCAAUGGGAAUACUUCCAAAGGACGGUGGUAAAGAAAAUAUAACUUUUGAUGAACCGUCACCACCAAAUAAGCUCUGGGAUUCUGAUUCCUUGAUUAGGAUUUAUCCUGAUGAAGAAGGUUAUAAUGAAGCGGAUUACAUGGAUACUAGUGAAGGCAAAUCAUACAAAUUGAGAACUUAUGUAGUGAAGUUGGAUCCAGAUACACUUCAGAGACUCGCUACUGUGCGCUCCAAGGAAGCUAUAUCAUUGAUCGAAAAGCAAACUCAGGCUCUCUUUGGAAGGCCUGAUAUUCGCGUCUCUGAGGAUGGUUCGAUUGAAACUGCUAAUGAUGAAGUUUUUUCACUUACCAUCUCAGACUUGAGUAUGCUUGUUUUGGAAGCCGUUGCUUUUGGAUCAUUCCUAUGGGACCAAGAAAACUAUGUUGAUUUCAAGUAUUCUUUUCUGGAAAAAUAGAAGGCUCUGCCUAUUGAAGUUGCAAUAUUUCAUAACUUGAGAAAAACCACAAGCAUAACAAAUGUAGUAAAUGUAUGUACAGUGCAUUAGACAAAACUGCAGGAUAAUUUUCUCAUCAAUGGAAGAAUGGACUUCUGUAAUUCAUGUAGAAUAUCAAUUUUUGUGUAAAAUUUUAACUUUUUUUUAUUUUAUUUUAAAUUUCAAAUAAUGGCCUGGAA